Peniophora sp. CBMAI 1063 is the source of this 1245-nucleotide messenger RNA. NCBI's taxonomy places the organism in Eukaryota, Fungi, Basidiomycota, Agaricomycetes, Russulales, Peniophoraceae. The record is from the annotation of a GenBank genome assembly.
AUGGGCCAGUUUCUCAGCUUCUUGAACCUGAUAUGGAAGUCCUGCAAGGCCUGGUGGACUCGCAACGACUGGGUCAAGAACGAGGAGCCGUUAGCCCGCUACGUUCCUGGGGGCUACUGCGCGGUAAGUAUUGGCGACCGUAUAGGCGUUCGCGCUCGGUAUCGCAUUCUGCGGAAGCUGGGAUGGGGCGGGCGCUCUACUGUUUGGUUGGUCGAAUGCAAACAGACGGGGAACCUAUUCGCCCUGAAGAUACUUACAGGGAGUGCAACCAUCCAAAACGGCGAGCGAGAUCUCAAGCUCUUCCAUCGUAUUCGUGACGCGAAGAUUGAUGAUCCCGGCGGCCAACAUCUACUACAACUGCACGACCACUUCCUUGUCGAGAGCCCCAACGGACGGCAUCUAUGUCUGGUGCUUGACCUCGUCGCGCCAAAUGUGGCAUCCUUCAGUAUACACUGGGCUGGCCGCCGACUUCCGGAAGAGUUCAGCCGGAUCGUCGUUCGGCAAUGCGCGCUCGCUGUCGCCGCUCUGCACCGCUGCGGCGUUGUUCAUACGGACAUCAAGCCGAUCAACAUCUCCCUGGUUCUACCGCCAUACGUGGACAAAUGGGCGCUACUUCUUGGGAUGAAGGAUCGGCAGUGCAUUACGCACACCAGUCCAACCGGUAUCAAGGUCACUCGCUUCUGUACUAAACGGGUAUCGUACCCGAUACCCUCGGCCUCCGACCAACUGUCGGCGCGCGUCUGGAGGGAUGUUCAUGUCAAGAUAACGGAUUUGCACUCAGCGCAUGUCCUCAACCAGGGUGUGAAGCGCAAGAUACCUGUCCGCAGUUCGGCGUUACGGGCACCCGAAGUUUGCCUUGAUGGACCAUGGGGCUGUCCCGUCGACGUCUGGGCCCUCGGCUGUCUUGCCUAUGAGUUGUGUAUCGGGCAGUCGCUCUUUCCUAUCGGCACAGACUCGUAUUCCAUUCCCUAUCUUCACGUCCUGCAGUUCGGUCCGUACCCAGACAGCGUUCUCGCGCGCGGCCGCAACAGCCCUUUCACAGAUCAACGUCUCUUACAGGUAACGCUUGCUCGACGCACCGAGUUCCGCGUGUCGCUCGAGACGACAGCCCAAAAGGCCGGCGGGGCACCUCCGGAUCGCCAGAACUUCCUCGACUUUCUUGCUUGGGCCCUCACGUUGGACCAGGUGGAGCGCCCGAUGGCGGACGAGCUAUUGAAGCACCCUUGGUUGCUGUCUUUGCGCUGA